UCCGGAAACGGGCUCAUGUGAACAGCCCUUAAUAAAUACUUCAUUUUCAUCAGCAUUUUAUUCACAAUCUUUCACAAAUCAUCUCUAUAUAUCCGUCUGCAUCCAAUGUUUGCAUAUGAGUUCGUAUUUACAUUUGAUCCAAAGCUUUGUGCAUGUAUGUCAACAGUCUAAUUUAGCAUAUACCUGAUAAUAUGUGCUAAAGAUAACAAUAUAAAUAAUUUGUUAUUUACCUAGUGUCAAAAUUUCUCUUUUCUGCUUUCCUAUUGGCCAAGAGAUCCACCCGUGCAGGGCUUCAAAUCGCCAUGAAUAUAUACGCGCGAGAAACACGAGCGGGCAUCAAAUUUCAUAAUUUUCCAUAGGGCAUGCAUAUUUUUGGGAAUAAAAAAUUCUACCGUUUCUUGCCGAUAUUGCUUCAUAUUCUAAUCUAUACAGGUAAUGUCCAGGGAUUGGCUCUUCUUUGGCCUCCAGUUUAUUUUCAUUUUGACAGCAGUUACUGACUGACAGCACUUACUUACUUUGACAGCACUUACUUACUGACACCUAGAAAACGCAGUGUGUUUUGUUGCCCCGAGACCGCUAUGCUGUUAGCAACAGCGGUCUCGGGUUAGCAAAACACACUGUUUCCCUCGGCGUCAGUACAAAAGUAUCAAUUGUCUAGGCUAAAUGUUGAGUUGAUAAAUGGGUUAAAAAUAAUUCACAAAAUAUGUAACAGCCAAUAUUUUACAGGACGUGACGUGACAUAUGAGAAGUUUUGAAGGAGUAACAUAUCGCUUGCGAACUGAAACCUCAUCAGCAGAUCAGGCGCUGUGAACUUAUUCUUGUCUAAAUUUAGGAAAUAAUAACGUGGGCAUUUCUACCUUAAAAACUUCGCGGAUUACAGUAUUAGAUGUUCGAGGUGAUUUAAUAUUUGUACACGGAAGUGCCACACACAAGACCUCCCGGCUUGUGUCAAGUAUACUUAAUUUUGGAAACAUGCGUCAUUCAAGUACAAUUGAAAAUCCCCACGUAGAAAUCAUGCUUUUUACGGAGAAAACUAUUGCGGUACAAACGCUUACAAGUUACAACGGUUGUGAAAUAAUUCUGCAACAGUUGUAAAUAUCCAAUUUGGUUGAAAAGAGAUUUACGUGCGGAGUUGUUGUGAAAUUUAAUAACCGAGCAACAUCAGUAAAAAUAUAAUUAACGGAUAAACGAGAACAACAUGGCUUUGAUGUACGCUUGGCAGCGUUAUUUUGAUGCCAGUUGUACUGUAAUGAUUCUUGCAACGAUCUUCAACUCAAGUAUUGCAGAUAGACAUCGUCUUCAAGACAGCGAUAGCAACAGAACAUGUAUUCCUGCUGAAGCUGAGCCGAUACUGAACUCAAGUUCGUGUUACCCUUUGGUCAAUUUCACCCGGCCUUUUUGUGAAAAUCAUGGUAUUAUGUUACCAAAGUACGUUUAUAGAACUCCGGAUUAUCAAAUUGAUAAAAACGAGGAAAUGAAUAGAGCUGAAAAAAGAGCUAAAAGGCUGGGCGAGUCAAAGAUUCGAAGUUGGUUCAAUAUCAAUAUCAGUAAAAUGCAACAAUGUUUUCGCAUUCUUAGUAUAUCUCUCUGUCAUUUCAUUUAUCCGAUUUGCGACCAAACGCAAAGCGUCUAUCAAGAGCAAAAAUUUGCCGCGAAACGUAUUUUAACAUUAAACGCAUAUGCCAUGACAUUGUGGAAUUAUUUAUAA
Messenger RNA from Dendronephthya gigantea, 1708 nucleotides. RefSeq lists its product as uncharacterized. Lineage: Eukaryota; Metazoa; Cnidaria; Anthozoa; Malacalcyonacea; Nephtheidae. The transcript has 3 exons. The record is from RefSeq and is a predicted model, not a curated record. The coding region runs from base 1199 to 1708 and encodes 169 amino acids.